This is a messenger RNA of Striga hermonthica, 1440 nucleotides long. Lineage: Eukaryota; Viridiplantae; Streptophyta; Magnoliopsida; Lamiales; Orobanchaceae. The record is from the annotation of a GenBank genome assembly.
AUGGGUUCAAAAGGAGAUCCGUUAUGGAAAUGUAGAUACUUCGCUGUUCAGGAAAACGCCAGCGUUGUAAAUUAUCCUUUUUUGGAUUGUGAGUUGGUGGAUAAUUAUUGGCUAAUAAAAGGUACAACUUUUAAGUGGUGCUGCUGCAAAACCUUCUUGUCUAUGGCGUCAGACCAGAAUAGAUUUAUGCAGCCACAGCAAGCAGCAGCUCCUCGGUGCAAGAGGUUGGGGAGCUGUUUCGGCGGGCUGCCGUGCUUCCGCAAACCCAAAGGUGGUAAGAGGAUCGUGCCCGCAUCACGCAUGCCCGAGGGCAACCCGAACCCCAACCAGCCCAACCGACCCCAUCAGGCCGUGGCCCUCCCUAAUCAGACCACUGCCAUUCACCCUUCCCUCUAUGCCCCACCUUCAUCUCCCGCCUCCUUCUCCAACUCCGGCCUCCCCUCCACUGCCCAGUCCCCAACCAACUUCCUCUCCCCCUCCCCCACCCCCACCGGGCCCUCCUCCACCAUGUUUGUCACGGGCCCUUACGCAAACGAGCCCCAGCUCGUGUCCCCUCCCGUCUUCUCCACUUACACAACUGAGCCCUCCACUGCCCCCGUCACCCCUCCACCCGAACUCGCACACUAUCUCACCACCACCCCUUCCUCACCGGAAGUGCCGUACGCUCAUUUCCUAUCAAAGGGUGGUCCCGCCACCAACCAGAAUCUACCGGCCAACGACCUUCAGGCCACAUACUCGCUCUAUCCCGGGAGCCCCACCAGGUCCCCCAUCUCCACCCAGGAGCCCAUUUACCCGAAUUCCGAGUCGGGACGUUUCGACACCUCAAGAUCCCGCCGUGACUCCAACUUCUUCUGCCCGGAGACGUUCGCACAGUUCUAUGACCAGUCUUCCUUCUCCCAGGCUGGUGGUCGGUUGAGUAUUUCUCGGGAAACUGAGGCUUACUCCAAUGGGAAUAGGUCAGUCAGGAUUAUUAAGCCCGAUGCCGAGGAAUUGGAGGCUUACAGGGCCUCUUUCGGGUUCAGUGCGGAUGAGAUCAUCACAACGGCUCAGUAUGUCGAGAUAUCUGAUGUGUUGGAGGAUAAUUUUACGCUUAACAAGUCUGCUGGAGGAGACGAGCGUUUCUUGACUGGACAAGUGAAAGGGAAAGGGCAAGAUGAUAUUUCACUUAGUCCAGGGCCCGGUUUUAGUGGCUCUCCCGGUGGAGAUAAAGUUAUUGAAGGUCAAGCUCCACAGAAACAGAAUGGAGAUGUUUCCAGAAAAACUGCUUCCAGAAAAAUGUUACCGAGUUCCCAAUCUCUGAGUGAUGAUGAUGAGGACAUAUUCUCUAAGAUGGGGGCACCAAAAGUCGGUCGUAAUAGCCAUUUCGGUUCGUCAAACUCCGAUGCUGAAAUUGAGUACAGGAGGGGUAGAAGCCUGAGAGAAGGAUGGAGAAACUGUUAA